This is a messenger RNA of Zingiber officinale, 1327 nucleotides long. Its product is annotated as CASP-like protein 5A1. Lineage: Eukaryota; Viridiplantae; Streptophyta; Magnoliopsida; Zingiberales; Zingiberaceae. Bases 632 to 1171 code for a protein of 179 amino acids. Gene Ontology annotation, cellular component: membrane. The record is from RefSeq and is a predicted model, not a curated record. The transcript has 3 exons.
UGGAGAGACGGAAUCAUCAAGAUUGCGAAAGGGAGGGCGGAGUAACUUAACAGGCGAAAGGGAGACGGAAGCCAUAGUGUUCAUCCGAUGACACUCUUGUGAAGAGGGGAGGAGUCAACGGGCUCGCUCGAUCACGCUUUCUUUGGCCGGCGAGCCGACCACUGCGACAGCCGCAAAAGCAGUGGUUUAGGGGCCUCACUCGUCACCACUUGUCACCGCCCACUACUCAACCUUCUCUGUGAGCGGAUGUCCACGAGAUGGGCCCCACCCAUAUUAAUGGUCGCGGCUAUGGGUAGUACAAGGUGGCGUGCCGAGGUCGCAGGCUUUCCUUGUUUUCGCUUGCUUCUUCACUUGCCGUAGGUGGCCGCCUUUCUUCUUCUGCAGUUUCUCCUCCUUUCUAUUCCAUCGAUUCUUCCGGUGAGGAUUAGGGUUUCCUCUUCCUGUCGAGUUUUCAUAGCAGAGGCGAGCCAGAGUCGUUUCUGAGUUGGUGAUUUUAGAGUGCGGGGGCGGAUAUACCGAUCCAACCGCGGAGGGUGGUUGGCUUGUCGUGAUAUUGGCGAUCGGAAGAUUUCUCCUUUGGUAAACUGUUCGUAGCUGGGUUACCGAUGUGUUAGGAGUCGCGGCCUGCGAGAUGUCGGUGAGCCGACCGGCGGUGCACCCUGUGGAGGCGCCGCCUCUCACCGAUGCGGCGGAGAACCCGCCGAGGGUGAGGAUGAAAGACAUCCAGGGCAUGCCGGGGACUCCUGGCGGGCUCGCCCUGCGUUUGGCUCAGUUUGUAUCCGCUGUUACUGCGCUUGGCGUCAUGGUUGCCUACACCGAUUUCACCUCUGUCACUGCCUUCAGCUAUUUGGUUGCAGCAGCUGUCUUACAGAGCUUGUGGAGUAUCUCGUUAGCUUUUAUCGAUAUAUAUGCACUUCUAGUAAAACGCAGCGUACGGAAUCCCCGUGCCCUGUCCUUGUUUACCAUCGGAGAUGGGAUCACUUCGACACUGAUGUUUGCUGCUGCUUGUGCAUCUGCUGGCAUUACAGUGCUGAUCGGUAAUGAUCUGGAAGCAUGCCACAGGAGGCAAUAUUGUGCAACCUUUGAGACCGCCACAGCCAUGGCCUUCAUCAGUUGGUUUGCAAUCUGCCCCUCGUUUCUCCUCAACUUUUGGUCCUUGGCAUCUAGAUGAAUUACAUUACGAUCUUUUGUAUAGGAAGAUAUAUUGGUUGGGGACCAUGCAAAAUGCGAGAUAAAAUAUUUAAGUUUGGUAUUGAUUUUUGUUCUAUUUUCAGUUUUUAGUUUGUUUUCUGACAAUUGUUGAUAAAGUUAUUAUACUUAGAAGCUA